CUAUUUUGACCAUUCCCUUCUUUUUUUCUUUUUUUUUUUCCAUUUAUUUAAAUAAGCAAGGCUUGAUACGAUUAGAAAACGUUUCAGCUUCAGCUGAGAAGAUCGAACGAACUAUUCAAUCCUACAUCAACAAGUUCCCAAAGUUGUUCAAUUUUUUUAUUCUGGUAUGAGUGAAGGGCAGCACAAUAAUGCAAGUGCAAGCUCCAGCUCGAGUUUGAAUAGCAGUUUCCAAGAUACAGAGGAUGACCAAGCCAUAGCAAGCAUCUUAGCAGAAGAGGAAAACUUGCACUACAAUGCCAAGCUUGGAAAACGACUCUCUCAUCUGGAUUCCAUUCCGCACACUCCUCGUGUCAAUGGGGAAAUACCUGAUGUGAAUGAUGCAACCUUAGAUCAUGAGCGACUGUCUGAAAGGUUGGCUACUUAUGGUUUAGCUGAAUUGCAAAUGGAGGGUGAUGGAAAUUGCCAGUUUCGAGCAUUAGCAGAUCAGCUGUUCCGGAAUCCAGACUACCACAAACAUGUUAGGAGGCAGAUUGUCAAGCAGCUAAAGCAUUCCAAAAAGUUGUAUGAAGGCUAUGUUCCAAUGAAGUACAAAGGCUACCUGAAGAAGAUGAAAAAAUCCGGGGAAUGGGGAGAUCAUGUCACUCUACAAGCAGCUGCUGACCGACUGCUUCAUUGGGUUUCUAUGUAUCAACUGCAGUUCGGAGCCAAAAUUUGUCUUGUCACCUCUUUUCGUGACACUUGCUACAUCGAGAUCAUGCCCAAACAAGCAAGUCCUACUAGAGAAAUUUGGCUGAGCUUCUGGAGUGAAGUACAUUACAAUUCAUUGUAUGCAAGUGGAGAUGUUCCUACCAGAGCACCAAGAAGAAAGCAUUGGCUUUUUUAGGAUUGAUAUAAUAUGACACAUUCCCAGUUUAUUAUAUCUAUUAUAUGUAUAUUUUUACUCACCUUUAUGUGCCAUUCAGAAAUAGUUUGCUAUUACAAAACUUAUUAGCUAUUUGAUCAUUUAACUUUAUUUUGUAUACAAAUAAUUAACAUUCAGAAAACAUAGAAAGUAUUGACUGUGCAGCCACUUGUACAUUUGCAUAA
Gossypium raimondii (Peruvian cotton) is the source of this 1086-nucleotide messenger RNA. RefSeq names its product OVARIAN TUMOR DOMAIN-containing deubiquitinating enzyme 11. Gene Ontology annotation, molecular function: cysteine-type deubiquitinase activity. Bases 167 to 883 code for a protein of 238 amino acids. Gene Ontology annotation, biological process: protein deubiquitination. The record is from RefSeq and is a predicted model, not a curated record. NCBI's taxonomy places the organism in Eukaryota, Viridiplantae, Streptophyta, Magnoliopsida, Malvales, Malvaceae. The transcript has 10 exons.